Trichobilharzia szidati is the source of this 1005-nucleotide messenger RNA. Lineage: Eukaryota; Metazoa; Platyhelminthes; Trematoda; Strigeidida; Schistosomatidae. The record is from the annotation of a GenBank genome assembly.
AUGCCUGAUCAAUGUUCUCUACAAUGGGUUGAAGUAAACACCCCGAAUGAUGGUCCUGCCCUACAAAAUCAUGCUGGCGCUAUUUGUCAAGGUGUUCUAUACAUUCACGGUGGAGUAACAUCGAAUAAUGCACUGUGUAAAAAACCAAGCAGUUGUUUUUAUAAAAUUCAAUUAUAUCCUGAAUUGGGCAGUUGGUUAGACAUUACCACGGCAGAUUCACCUCAGCUUAGUCAACACACAUGUUUAACUUUCAAGGAUCGGUAUUUAAUAUUUAUUGGCGGAUGGAAUGGACGUAUCCGAAUCCCGGGUGUACAUACAUUCGACACCCUAUCGAACAGUUGGUUACCGCCUGCUUUGAAUGAACCCUUACUGACUGGAUUUCCUCAAGGAGCUGGUUUAUCCGCCCAUUCAGCACAAGUGAUCCGUUCAUCAGUGGAUAAAAAUGAAUUUUCAGCAAUUAUUAUUGGUCGAGAAGGUUCAUUAAGAAUACAAAGAAAAGCUGGUAAUAUUUAUUUACUUUAUGGUUAUCUGUUAGAUGAAGACCUGCCUACAAGACGAAUGAAAUUUGUAUACUGCGAAGCAGAUUCAAGUUUAACUGCCUCAUCGAGAAGUUAUCAUACAUCUACAGCUAUCUCGCCGUCUACACUUGUUACUAUUGGCGGUUGUAAAUCAAAUUCAAUCGAUAUAUUAAAAUGGAAAGUGGAAAAAGGUCGAAAAAAGGAUCACCUCUUCUCCUUAAAUUGGCCUGGUUCACUUGAUUAUCCUUUAACCUCAUGUACUAUUGUGACAAAGUUUAUUCAAGAUAUGGAAAAGCAAAACGUCAAACUAACUCCGCUUGCACCAUCUAAUCAAAAUGGAUGGCGUGGUCAUUGUAUAGUCCCGGGUGUCGGUGGUUUAUUUAUUGGUACAGGCGAGGGUUAUAAUGCUUUGAAAAAUGAACCAUUAAAUUCAGCUUAUCUAUUAAAAUACAGCGAAAAUGGUAGUAAACCGAUCAUUUAUGAGUGA